CAUGCAUUACACUCAUACAGCAUUCGGUUUUAAAAAAACUAUAUGAAUAAUUUCUUGAACAAUGUCUGCGAUCGGAAUAGAUCUUGGAACGACCAAUUCUUGUGUGGCUGUCUACAGGAAUGAACGGAUUGAAAUCAUAGCAAAUGACCAAGGGAGUCGCGUGACUCCGUCAUGGGUUUCAUUCACGGAUACAGAGCGAUUGAUUGGAGCAACAGCCAAGGAGGAAGCGUCGAUGAAUCACGAAAACACACUGUUCCAUAUCAAACGUUUAAUUGGAAGAAAAUUCAACGAUCCCUCCGUUCAACAUGAUAUGAAACAUUGGUCUUUUAAAGUAGUUGAUGUAGGAGGACAGCCAAAAAUACAGGUAACAUUCAAAGAAGAAACUAAGCUAUUUCGUCCGGAAGAAAUAAGUGCUAUGAUAUUGACUGAGCUAAAGGAAGUGGCUGAAGUAUACCUAGGAACACAAAUCAGCGACGCCGUGAUCACUGUACCUGCCUACUUUAACGACGCUCAGAGAACAGCCACAAGAGAUGCAGGAAGAAUUGCUGGCUUGAACGUUCUAAGAAUGAUAAAUGAACCGACUGCAGCCGCAAUUGCCUAUGGCUUAGAAGUAAAGAUUGAAAAGAAACGUAACGUGCUCAUUUUUGACCUUGGUGGAGGGACUUUUGACGUAACCAUCGUUACAAUUGAAAAUCAAGUAUUUGAUGUUAAAGCAACUGGCGGUGACACUCAUCUCGGAGGUGGUGAUUUCGAUAACAGAAUGCUUGAACAUUUCAUCAAGGAGUUCAACACUAAGCACAAAGUUGACAUUACAAAAAAUAACCGUGCUGUCAGCAGGUUGAAGUUUGCAUGUGAACCAGCAAAGAAAAAGCUUUCAGUGUCCACCCAUGCUACAGUACAAGUAGAUGGUCUAUACAACGGAUUGGAUUUUAAGAGCAAUAUUACUCGAGCAAAAUUUGAAGAACUGAACGCCGAUUUUUUUGAUGGUACAAUUUCCGUCGUAGAAAAUGUAAUUGCUGAUGCAAAGAUGAAGAAAGACGAGAUCGAUGAUAUUGUACUUGCUGGGGGAUCAACACGUAUUCCUAAAAUUAGAAGUCUUUUGACGGAUUUCUUUGACGGCAAAGAAAUUAGCAGAACUAUUAACCCAGAUGAAGCUGUUGCUUAUGGUGCAGCGGUGUUGGCUGAAAACAUCAGGACCGGUAAAGACAAAACGCAAGAGCGAUUCAAGCUCCAAGAUGUAAUACCAUUUUCGAUUGGAACAUGUGUUAGAGGAACAGACAUGUGCGUCAUUAUACCAAGAAACACUAAAAUACCAACGAAAGAGAUGAGUGUUUUUUCUACAUUCAGUGACAAUCAAACUUCCGCAAGAUUCGAGGUUUUCGAAGGUGAAAAUUCAAAAGUUAAAGACAAUCACCAACUUGGUUCAUUUUUGUUGACCGGAAUUUCACCUAAACCAGCCGGGGAAGCAAAUAUCUUGUCCGUGUUCGGAAUUGAUGGUUCCGGUGUGUUAAAGGUCGUUGCAUUAGACUUGGCAUCGGGAAAUGCAAAUGACAUCACUAUUACAAAUGAUGAAAGGAGACUGGCUGAAAAAGAAAUCGAUGAUAUGAUUGCUGCAGCUGAAACAAUGAAAGUGGGCGACAACACAGCCAAGGAAAAAUACAAUGCUAUAAACAAGUUAGAAGAAUUAGUCUACAAAGUCAAUCAACUUGUCGAGUCGGAUUCAGCAACUAUAUCUCCUCGGGAAAAGAAAGGCUUGUUGGCAAAGUCAAAAGAAGUGUUUGAUUUUGCCAAAUCCAAUGAGAGUGCCGAUAUCAAAAGUAUUCGUCAGAAAACCUCAGAACUGGAAGCCUAUUUCAACAAAGUUCGCGAAUACUCUGAAUAUUUAAAGUCACCUGAGGGAAUAUUGAAAAUACUGGCUGAUGAGAGCAAAACUGGCUAUAUUCCAGCAACUGAUUUUUCGUGAUUCGUUUCUUUCAUUUUUCUUCAAUUGAAUACAUCUAUGUAUGAAUUGUAAUAGUUAGAUGAGCUUCUGUAGGAUGCAAGAUAUAUUAAAAACAAAAACAAAAAUAAUGUUGUAAAUAUGUAAUAUUUGAUUUGAGUGAUUAUUUGGUUGUAAAAAUAAAGUUAUUAAUUACACUGAAAA
Styela clava is the source of this 2143-nucleotide messenger RNA. Its product is annotated as heat shock cognate 71 kDa protein-like. The record is from RefSeq and is a predicted model, not a curated record. Gene Ontology annotation, molecular function: ATP binding; ATP-dependent protein folding chaperone. NCBI's taxonomy places the organism in Eukaryota, Metazoa, Chordata, Ascidiacea, Stolidobranchia, Styelidae.